ACCGCUCGUACUCAAUUGUAAACUUAGUAGAAUUCAAAGUAAUAAAACGCGGUUACCAGUCGGGCCUUGACUUCCCUCCGAUCGAUACACGUUCCUCGAUCGUUUCAAAUUUUCUAAGCGCGCCAGUAAAGUGGACAUAUUAUUUUUCAUUUCUCUCUCAAAUCGGAAAAUUCGGUCUACAGAUUUUCGUCCUGCGAUGACUCGGUUCUGUUUCUCAGAAAAUUCUUCUCGUUACCCUCGAGUGUUCUUUCGACUAUAAAGUAAAGUUUCUCCGAAUAAUUUUAUCGACGAAUCAUUUUUUCGAACGAUAUGUCCGUCUUCGGUGUUAGAGCGUUCUUAUCGGCGCUUUUUCUAAUUUUCAACGUUCCGCAUAUCCGCGUCGAUUCGUUCGCCGAUUUUUAUCAGCCGGUUCGACUGGUUCCUCCGAGCACCGCGACCGCCGCCUUGACCGAAAAUCGCACCGCCUCGUCCGUCGCCGAGGACUUUCUGAAUUUUGGCGUAAAAAAGCAGCAGAUCGCGCCUCAACCGAGUUACACGAAUAUACUGAAAAGCAAGGUCGACAUUCUCUCGAAACUGCUGAAGAUCCACGUCGAUCAUCUUCGCGAUCAGACGGACCAGGUGGAGCUCGUCUUUCUCGUGGACGCCUCGGCGUCCGUCGGGUUGGAAAAUUUCCGGAGCGAAUUGAACUUCGUCCGCAAAUUGCUGUCGGAUUUCACCGUGGCUCCCGCGGCGACGCGGGUGGCCGUGGUCACCUUUUCCGGAAAAACCAGCAUCAUCAGACACGUGGACCAAAUAUCGAACGCCGAGGAAAACAACCACAAGUGCCGACUGCUCAAUCGGCAAUUGACGAACGUCACCUACAGCGGGGGAGGGACGUACACCCGAGGCGCUCUCCUCGAAGCACUCGAUAUUCUGGAGAGGAGUCGUUCGGGGGCUAAAAAGGCCGUUUUUCUCGUCACGGACGGAUUCAGCAACGGCGGGGAUCCCAGACCUAUAGCGACUCUGUUGAAAAAAGCAGGCGCGAUAAUAUUCACCUUCGGUAUACGGACGGGUAACAUCGAAGAACUUCACGACAUAGCGAGCGAGCCGGGAUACACGUACAGCUAUCUUUUGGACAGUUUUCCCGAAUUCGAAGCUCUGGCGCGAAGAGCUUUGCACCACGAUUUAAAAUCCGGGGACUACGUGACCGUGAGUUCAGCUGAGGACUGCGAUUUUCUUUGCACCGGAAACGCGACGAAGUACAACGAAACUCGGUGCUGCGACUCGAAAGCCUCUUGCGCCUGUGGUAUAGUAACCGGUCAUUACACCUGCUUGUGCGAGCCAGGAUAUUUUGGAACUGGACUAUCGGGCUACUGUCAAGCCUGUCCCAACGGAACUUUCGGGCGUGGUAAUAUCCCUGGAGAUUCGAACGCCGCUUGCACGACUUGCCCGGAUCCGAAUCACGUGACGUUGAAAAUUCCGGCAACCGGUGCGGACGACUGCGUAUGCGCCACGGGAUUUACCACCAGGGGCAACAAAUGCGAUGCGAUCAUAUGUCCGAAAUUGACGGUACCGGAAAACGGAUAUCUCGUAAAAGCGAACGCCUGCAACAACGUGGUCAACGCGGCCUGCGGUGUCCGUUGCAAAAUUGGUUUUCACCUGACCGGCGACAGCAUCAGACUCUGCCUCACGACCGGCCUAUGGUCCGGCACCGAACCGGAGUGUCUCCUAAAAACCUGCCCGUCUCUGCAAGUACCACCUCACGGACGCAUACGAUGCAAACACGAAGACGACCGUCAAGUGAUAAGCGUAGGACUGUCCGCUUAUCCGAUCGACACCCAUUGCGAUUUUAAAUGCGACGUCGGUUAUUAUUUGAGGGGAAGUCGAACCAGGAAUUGCUUACCUUUGUCCAGGUGGGACGGACUCCAGACUUCCUGCAGGGCGAUCAGUUGUCAGCCGUUGAGGUCCGUACCGAACGGGUCGAUAACUCCUGAACGUUGCACCGGAAUCGAGAAACUUUAUUUCGGUACGAACUGCACCGUACGAUGCAAAGAAGGUUUCACCCUCAAAGGACCGGAAAGCAGGGUGUGCGCCGGACGUACCGGCUCUUGGUCGAAUCGUCACAACGUCACGCAGUGCGUCGACACGACGCCUCCGACUAUCGUUUGCCCGUCCGACGUCACGGCGGAUACGUUGCCGGGGAAAAAUUACUCCUCGGUGAAUAAUUGGACGGAUCCCGUUGCCGAGGACAACGCCGAGCCGGCGCCCACGAUCUGGAGCGAACGAUUCGUCGAGUUCCCAUGGCAGGCCGGUAUCGGGGUACACGUGAUCGUUUACCGGGCCCAAGAUGCGAGCAAGAAUCAGGCGGAAUGCAAUUUCAGCGUUACGGUUAUCGACAGGGAACCGCCGACGGUCGAGAAUUGCGCGGAUCCUCCGGUUUUCUUGUCGGAAAACGACUUUGGGGCAACCAACGUCACGUGGGAAGAGCCGGUCUUCUACGACAAUUCCGGUCUACCGGUAAACGUCAGCGCGAGUCACGUUCCAGGGCGAGAAACUUUCAAGCUUGGGACGACAGAAGUCGUUUAUAAGGCUACCGAUGUGUUCAACAACACCAGGAGCUGCGUGCUGAAUAUCACCGUCGAAGAUGCGUGUAAAAAUCUGCCCUCAUCUAUAAACGGCCGCAGCGAUUGCGCUUCUCUGGGCGAAGGUGUUCAAUGCGUGGUAACUUGCGAAGAGGGUUACGCUCUGGUGCUUCAGCAGGAAGUUUCUUAUCCCGACAGCGAGAAUGUCACGUUAACUUGCAGCAGGGAAAACAAUCAAUCGUGGGAUAUAGAAGCUGCUCCGGACUGUUCACUGAUUCAGGUACCAUACGCCGUGGAACAGGAUCUGACGGUCGUCCUCGUCGACGGAAACUCUUCGCACUGCGAGGAUCCAACGAGUCUGGAAAAUCUCGGCGAUGGGAUAAAAACCGGCUUGGAGUCCCAAGUCUCGGAGUUGUGCGGCAACGGAAUCGAUUGCAACGUGACACGAUCCGAACUCGUUUGCGGGGAUGAAAUGGACGGAAAAUCGAACCUGGCGAAUUCGGAGGUAGAAACGUCGAAGAGCAAAUCGAAGAGGAGUACAUCGCGUCGUCCAGAAAGCGACGAAUCCGGGCACAGGAAAAGCCGGAACUCUCCGAAGUCCGGUAAAAAAAAUGGCCAGAAACGGGAUAAAAUCGAAAUGAAAUUCAAAAUCAUCGGAAGGAUACUGGAGAUCAAUAGCAAUAGUUCGAAAAAGGGGAUGGCGAGGUUGAGAGAAAAGUUGGAAACGCUGUCCAAAAAUGGCCAGUUAAAUUUCCUCGAUAACAAAACUAAUCAGGAAAUCGGAAGACUCGCGGUACACCUGGAUCUGAUAUUCGACGAACCUGGAGAACUGUGUCACGUUGGCAGCGUUCUGAAGAAACACAACUGCGUCAAAUGUCCCUUGGGCACGUUCCACAACACGACUAGAAACCAGUGCCAAUCAUGUCCGUUCGGAGAAUACCAGGACGAAGCUGGUUCCAAAGAUUGCAAAAAAUGCCCCGGAGAAAGUUCCACCCGAAAAAUGCAUUCCAGAAAUCAGACGGACUGCAUCGGGAUCUGUCGUCCCGGAUUUUACUCGCGUCGCAAACGACAUCACAAGUCCACGCUGGCCUUGGAACCCUGCGUCACUUGCCAAAUAGGUUUCUACCAACCGGCCUACGCCCAAUCCGGAUGUAUAGCGUGUCCGAAGAAUACCACUACCUUGAUUCGCGGCGCCAAGGAGAUCGAACAAUGCGUUCGACUGGACGACAUCGACGAAGAUCCUUGCGAGGACGAGCCGUGCAAAAACGGAGGAAUCUGCGCGAGGAUCGACAAUAAUUUCAGCUGCAAAUGCGUCGGAGAUUUCAUAGGAUCCGCGUGCGAAAUUUUGCCGAACCCUUGCGACUCCUCGCCCUGCUUGAACGAAGGACAAUGCGUCCUUUCGAAGACCUCCGACGACGGACUCGAACGGAAAUGCUCCUGUAAAAACGGCUUCACGGGAGCUAACUGCGAGACGUACGUCGACGAAUGUUCGGCCAAUCCGUGUCGGAACAACGGUACCUGUACGAGUAACGAAGAUGAUUACAAAUGCGCUUGCGAAGACGGAUUCGAAGGGGAUUUCUGCGAGGUGGCCGUCGAUCAUUGCGUAUCGUCGCCAUGCGAGGCGGGAUCGACCUGCAGCAACUUGAACGGCACGUGGAAAUGCUCGUGCAAAGCCGGAUUCUUGGGACGAAGGUGCGGCCGAUUGCCAUGCGACUGGCUACCCUGUCACGCGAACGCUAUCUGCGUAAACGUCGAGGAAAUAAACGCGACGAAAAAAAGCUACAGGUGCGAGUGUCCCGAGGGUUUCGGGGGCGAAAAUUGCACCGAAGAGAUCGACCACUGCGAACGUUCGCCCUGCGCGAACGACGGCCGAUGCCUGAACACCCCUUCGAAUUUCACCUGCAUUUGCCGGAAAGGUUUCAACGGUUCGAAUUGCGAAAAUGAAUUACCCUCGGAUUACACCAUGAGUUUUCCGAAAUCCGGGACGACCGAUUACGUCAUGAUAAACGGACCGGGGAAAAAUUUGUCUCAGUUCACCAUUUGCCUGUGGCUUCAAUCGGUGGACACUUUUAAUUACGGUACCGUUCUAUCCUACGCCACGGAUCUCCACGACAACGCUUUGACCCUGACUGACUACAACGGCUUCGUUAUUUACGUCAACGGACACCGGGUGGUAACCGACAUCACGGCGAACGACGGUUUUUGGCAUUUCUUGUGCGUCACUUGGGAAAACGCUUUUGGAUCGUGGAAGGUAUUCGUCGACGGCGUGCCCAGAGACAACGGUACCUCGUUGGCGACCGGAGCGGAAAUAGAAGGUAACGGGACCCUGGUUAUCGGUCAAGAACAGGAUCGCGUUGGCGGUGGUUUUUCCGAAUCGGAAUCUCUUCUGGGAAAGCUCAGCCUGUUGGACAUUUGGGAGGAAGUAUUGGACGACGAAGUUGUAAAGAAAUUGAGCGAACGGUGCGAAACUUAUCACGGUUCGUUGUACAGUUGGGCCCAGUUGCAAGAAUAUAUUCGCGGUAAUAUCGAGAUUCAAAAAAGCAGCUUCUGCCGAUCGUGUCCUUCGCCGGCGGUGCCGUUCAGAGGCAACGUAACGGCGAACGAAAACGCCACGGAAAUAAUUUACACCUGCGAAACGGGGUAUCUGGUGAAAUUUGGCAAAAGCGAAAACGUUUCGUUGAAAAGAAGGUGUCUGAAACAAGGACAGUGGGAGGGCUACUUCGAGCCAACCUGCACGAGAGUCAAGUGCGGAUUUCCCGGAUAUUUUUCGAGGGGACGGGUACACGGAAAAUCCUACAGCUACGGCGACAAGGUUCGUUACACCUGUACCGCCGGUGCCGAAUUGCGAGGUAAUCCGCAGCGGACUUGCACGGCCGACGGAACCUGGAGCGGAAUACAACCAGUGUGCAUCGGUAAAAGUUGCAAGAAUUUGCUCGCCCCGGAGAACGGCGACAUCGAAUAUUUCGUCGAGGAGAACGAACGCGACGAUUUGUCGAUUUUGCAGGUGGGACAACGGCUGGAGUUCAAGUGUAACCCGGGUUAUCGCGUUCUCGGCGAAGCUUCGCUGACCUGUUUGGAUAACGGCGAAUGGGACAACGCGGCGCCGACGUGCGUCGCUUUCGGCUGUCCUCCUCCGGAACCCAUCAAAAACGGUUACAUCGCGUCGAACGUUUCCACCGGCGUCGCGAGUCUUUUGCAAACAUUCGCCGACUCUAUUAGGUCGAGCGGCUCGUCGUUCGACGGCGAGGAUUCGUCGGAAUCCGGAUAUCUUUACGGCGACAUAGUCGGUUUCUCGUGUAUCCAGGGUUACAAAUUUCAAGGGAAUCGAAAUAUGAUAGCUGAGUUCAGAGUCCAAUGCACGAACAACGGUUCCUGGAACGGGGUGAUACCGAAUUGCGUUCCCCUCCAUUGUCCGAGGCCGGAUCCCGUCAGAAAUGGAAAACUCUAUCUCCUGAGCGGCGACAACGUCAUGACGGAAAUCCCGAGGAGCGAAAAACUGAACAAUCUGACGUUCGUAAACAAAUUGGUGCCCAUAAGUAACGAACCUCUGCCCAAUUUCGACGGACCCUUCGACAUACCGAUCUCAACCGACGAAUUGAACGCGUCGGAAUUCUCUGAAGAUCCGAUAAUAAAAAGGAGCGCCGCGCACCAAGAAUUUCAGGCCGAAUUCGGCGCCUCUUUCGUCCUCGGAGCUCAGAUUUCGGUAGUUUGUAACAAGGGGUACGAGGUGUCGGGCUCAGCCGUGAGAAACUGCACCAGUAACGAAACUUGGUCUUCCCGCGUCGGACCGAUUUGCGAGCCCGUGGAGUGUGACCAGGAACAUCAUCCGCUGAUGAAAAUAUUGAGCGACAACAAAGACGGUAUAAAAUACGACGACGAGACGUUGGACGCGCUGGCGAGCGAAGAGUUGAUAAAAAUAUUUCGAGAGAACGAUUACCUGCGCGGUAUAUUGCACCGAUUCGCGUUCGUUAACAACGGUAGCGUUUUCGGCGACACGAUCACGCUGACCUGUUUGAACGACACGAUGAUCGAUUUCAAGGAUAUCGGCGUCGCGAAGGUAUCGAAAAACGUCACGUGGACGUGCGACGAGAACGGAAAAUGGACUCUGACCGACGCGGAUAUAAGCGGAGAUGACUUACAGCGAUUAUUCGACGUGAAGAAGGAAGCUUUUUGCCAAGAAACCGUCUGCGACUCACCCAAGGUACCUACGAACGGAUACAUCGUCAACGGUGGUUCCAAAAUCGCUCCAAAAAAGGUGGGCGAUCGAAUCACCUUCAAAUGUCGUCACGGCUACUUCGUCAAAGGUAACGAGGGAAUCGAGUGCCUAGCCAACGGCACCUGGUCAGCGCCUCCGACCUGCGAAUCGGUAGCCUGUGCGAAGCCGCCACCGACUCCGGCCAACGCAGCUCUGGAGGGUGGCGGCGAGGGUGGCAGCGGUUACGUGUUCGGGAAUAUGGUGACCUACCGGUGUCUCUUGGGUUACAAAAUGUACGGACUCGGCAGCGCGAGAUGUUUGGCCAACGGGAAAUGGUCGAGAAUGAGCGGGAGGUGCUCCAAAUUAACUUGCGGCAGACCCAAGGCUCCUGCAGGAGUGAAGACUCUGGGCCCUUCGUAUCUCUAUCAGGCUCAUCUCGCCUACAUAUGUCCCGACAAAAUCCAACGCGGGACGAUAACGUGCAAAAGCGAUGGAAAAUGGAGCGAAUUUCCCGAUUGUUCGGUACAUUCUAAAAAAUAGGCGCAUUACACAUCUUUUUUUGUUCAAUAAUGUUACAAACCUUUUUCUUUUUUUUUUUUAUGUAUGAACAAUAAGAAAGAUUUUCAAAAAGACUGAUCUCAUUUCAAUCAUUUCAUCCCGAAGU
This is a messenger RNA of Athalia rosae (coleseed sawfly), 7420 nucleotides long. RefSeq names its product sushi, von Willebrand factor type A, EGF and pentraxin domain-containing protein 1-like. Gene Ontology annotation, molecular function: calcium ion binding. The record is from RefSeq and is a predicted model, not a curated record. Bases 310 to 7296 code for a protein of 2328 amino acids. The transcript is spliced from 31 exons. NCBI's taxonomy places the organism in Eukaryota, Metazoa, Arthropoda, Insecta, Hymenoptera, Athaliidae.